Molecule: messenger RNA, 575 nt
Organism: Adelges cooleyi (spruce gall adelgid)
Lineage: Eukaryota; Metazoa; Arthropoda; Insecta; Hemiptera; Adelgidae
Exons: 3
Coding region: 180-500 (106 amino acids)
Source: RefSeq, a predicted model, not a curated record
UAAAUGUUGAUAUUGAGUAAAUACUUAAAUUAGCAUUCUGUAUUAAGCAAAUAGUAAUGUAGAUUUAUUUUAUGUUUAUAAUGGAAUUUAAUUAUUAGUUAUUAAUUUAUUACUAACUAUACUAUCUAGUUAUACGUUUACAAAACUGUAAUAUAAUAAUAGAAGUUUCAUACUUAAAGAUGGAUGACGUUAUAAACCACCUAGAACAUGUAGUGUCCAAUAUGGAAAAAAGAAUUGAUACACUAAGUUGGAAAAUAAAAAAAUUUGAAAGUGUGUGUUUUGCAGAAGCCGAAAGUUCACAUACGUGUAGGAUAAUGACAUUAAUGAGCAAAGUUCUCCAAACAUGUCAUAAAUAUGAUGAAAUUCUACUGUUAUUAGAAGAACACCGCAAUGACCAGAAUAUAUUCACUGAUACAUUACAAAUGCAAGUAAAUUUUGUAAAAAGCAGAGUAGAAACAUUAAUUGCGUUAGUUACAAAAGGAAAAACCACCGAAAUAUAACUAUAUUUACUUAAUUUAUUCAAAUUUUGAAAUAGCUUUUCAUUAUGAAGUAUUCUUUAAUUAUUAUAUUAUAUA